GCCCCUUCCGCGGGUCGCCAGCACCCAGCACAGGACGCCAACGCGCUCCGGAGCGGACCAACCGGGCCGACCCUCGCAGGCUGGGGCGGGACACGGCGGGGCGGGGCCCGCGAGGCUGCCGUUCGCCGGAACCCGCGGGAGGGCAGCCGGGCCGGGCGGAGCGCACAGCGCAACGGACCGACCGCGCGCGCUCUGCCGGUCACUUCCGGCGUCUGGCAGCGGCGCCCAGCGGGAGCGGGAGGGCGCAGCGUCAGCUCCGGGCUCGGCUGCGAGGCCGCGGUCCCGAGCCGGGAAGGACGCUGGGCGGGCGACCCUGAGCCGCGCGUUCCGCAGCCAUGGAGCAGGACGACCCGGCCGAGGCGCUGACGGAGCUGCGCGAGCGGCGGCUGGGCGCGCUAGAGCUGCUGCAGGCGGCGGCCGGCUCCGGCUUGGCGGCCUAUGCGGUGUGGGCGCUGCUGCUCCAGCCCGGCUUCCGGCGCGUGCCGCUGCGGCUGCAGGUGCCCUACGUCGGCGCGAGCGCGCGGCAGGUGGAGCACGUGUUGUCGCUGCUGCGAGGCCGCCCUGGAAAAACGGUGGAUCUGGGCUCUGGCGACGGCAGGAUCGUGCUGGCGGCCCACCGGUGCGGCCUCCGCCCCGCCGUGGGCUACGAGCUGAACCCGUGGCUGGUGGCGCUGGCGCGGCUGCACGCCUGGAGGGCCGGCUGUGCCGGCAGCGUAUGCUAUCACCGCGAGGAUCUCUGGAAGGUGAGCCUGAGGGACUGCCGAAACGUGUCUGUGUUCCUGGCCCCUAGCGUGGUAGGUCCGGGAUUGCCAGCCCGCUGGGAAGUCCCUGCCGCACCCCAGGGUAUUCACUGCCCUGAGGCCUGGGCCGGCCUGCUCCCACUGCUGGAGGACAAGCUGCAGGCAGAGCUGCCUGCCGGGGCCCGCGUCGUGUCUGGGCGCUUCCCGCUCCCCACCUGGCAGCCAGUGGCCAUGCUUGGCGAGGGCCUGGACCGAGUCUGGGCGUAUGAGGUUUCUGGGGGCGGAGGAACCUCCGCUUGGGAGGCUGCUUCCUCUCAGUUGCCCCUGGACCAAGCUGCUCCUGGACCUACUUCUGCCUCUGUCGCGGGGACCCCCAUUUCUCAGGCAGGGUAAAUGUUCAGACAGAUAAAAACUCUGUGGGUUCUAUCCUUA
Molecule: messenger RNA, 1172 nt
Organism: Cebus imitator (Panamanian white-faced capuchin)
Lineage: Eukaryota; Metazoa; Chordata; Mammalia; Primates; Cebidae
Gene: ANTKMT
Product: adenine nucleotide translocase lysine methyltransferase
Exons: 5
Coding region: 336-1133 (265 amino acids)
Biological process (GO): peptidyl-lysine trimethylation; positive regulation of proton-transporting ATP synthase activity, rotational mechanism; regulation of mitochondrial ATP synthesis coupled proton transport
Cellular component (GO): mitochondrion
Molecular function (GO): protein-lysine N-methyltransferase activity
Source: RefSeq, a predicted model, not a curated record